Molecule: messenger RNA, 3012 nt
Organism: Saccoglossus kowalevskii
Lineage: Eukaryota; Metazoa; Hemichordata; Enteropneusta; Harrimaniidae
Product: VWFA and cache domain-containing protein 1-like
Source: RefSeq, a predicted model, not a curated record
AUGAGAGAAUCCGAUCUUACACCAGAAAACAUACCACAGAACAACGACAAAACUUGUCAGUCAUACUGUCUCAAAUCUGUUGUUAUACCGAAGGUAUCCAGGUCAGAUGUUGGAACUGAGGUUGCCGUGCCGGUCGCCGUACAUGAUACACCACGUCCCGCCGUGUCUCAAAUUUUGGUCGACCCAAGUACCGCUGAACGCCAAAUAUCCAUAGUUACAGCCCUUAGACUAAUGACAAAUAACCAGCCAGUGAGCAACUUAAAAUCCGGUAUGCUUGACUACCUAGGUGACGGACGACAAUUUGAAGACUACCUGAAACCAUUGACUGUCGUCCAACAAUACACCCUGGAACAUUGCUUUGUGAUGGACAGUAGUGGUCAUUUAGUAAUGCAUCGAGAUUAUAUCGAGUCGGAUUCUGACGUGAAUGAUAUCCAUAUCACGGAGAAGGAACCGGAUGUUUCCGAAGACCUGUUGAGGAGGGAUAUACUUAAAAAACGACAGUGUGUUGAUUUUCAGGGGCUCAGAAACAUGGAUUACUAUAGGAUGAAGCUAGCAGUACAACAGAAAGUUUCGUCCACGAUUCACGCUCUGGAAAAUAUUCGCGAGGCCGUGGAAAAAUCUUUUGUACAAUCGGAAAUUGAGUUCACUCCUUGUUGUGAAAUGCCCGAUGACAUGGAGUUAAACACGGCGUUUGGGAAAGCGGUGAAUCUAAGCAUUGGUUGUAUAAGGAUUGCUGACAACGCAGAACCCAAUUCAGGUUUUCUUUCAUACGAUGUCAUAGAUGUAAUGAAGAACAAUUACGAUUCAUUUUCAAAUCUUAAAUGGCAAUAUUUCGGCACCGACGAGGGUGUAUUAACUAUUUAUCCUGCUUCCCUGAUAGAUGGAUGUGACAACUAUGAUCAUAGGUUCAGGCCCUGGUACGUAAAAGCUGCAACACCAGAACCUAAAAAUGUUGUUAUUGUAAUAGAUAAAAGCUCACCAAUGACCGAAGUACAGUCUGGAAAAAGCUUAUUAAACAUAGCCCAAAAUGCCGCAAUUACAGUACUAAAAACCCUGAAUCUAUAUGAUAAGGUUGGGGUGAUAGCAUUUUCCAACAAUGCGGUGUUGCUGCCUGUAAUUGGAGACAGUAGCUGUUAUGCAAAUGAACUAGCAUUACCUACUACAGCCAAUAUAGAGAAUUUAAAACAAUUUGUUCAAUCUUUGGCAGCUACUGGGGAGGCAUACUAUGAAAUAGCAUUUGAUGCAGCGUUUAACUUACUAAAAGCAUCGUACAUACUGGAUAACGACACCGAACGAGACCAGGUAAUAAUCUUUAUGACUAAAGGCGAACCUUUUGAUGAAAAGAGUAGCGUCAUGCAAAAAAUCCGUUCAAAGAAUGCUGAAAUUGGGAACAAAGUAGUCAUUUUGCCGUUUGCUGUUGGCUCAGAAUCUGCAAUCACAUUGUUGAAUGAUAUUGCAAACCAACACUUUGAACCGUAUGGAGUCGAGGAAGCAAAUAUUAGCAUUGGAGAAAUUAAGCCAGGUUUUGUUACACAACUGACAGAUUACAAUCUACCUCGCAGUAAAAUGGCUAGAUUUUAUGAUUAUUUUGCAAACUAUAAUAAGCUGACUGAUGGGCCUAUGUUUUCAGUGCCAUAUCAAGAUCGCUUUGGACUUGGUAUAGUGACAACAGCAGCAAUGCCUGUGAUAACUCGGCAGGAACAGAAGGGAGUUGUUGGCGUUGACAUAACUUUAACUGAUCUAUUAGAAUAUGUUAAUUCCUUCACAGAGGGACAUAAUUCGUACGCAUUUGUUUUUGAAACCGACAGAUUAGCAAACGGACGUACAUUGAUUCACCCAUUGUUACCGUCGCCGUCAGUCAUUAAAAAGAACGUGAUGUAUGUGCACAUUACUUCACUAGAAAGAGAGCAGGAUUUUUAUGACUAUGUGUACAUGAAUGCCACAAAUGAUGGUUCAGGCGGGGAAGCGACAUUUACGUCAAAACGUUAUUUUUCACGAGGAAAUCAAAGGACAGAGGGCGCCAGUACGAUUUCCGUACCAUCCACCUAUUACUGGCGACGUGUCAUUGGUUCAAAUUAUAUUGUAUGUUUUGUAGAGACUGUUGGUGUCCACAUUGUAGAACUGCUGGAUCGGAAUUUCCAAGCAUCUGAUCAGUCGACUUUUCAGUUCGCGCCGAGAUGUUUCAUCAGUCCUGUUGAGUACCUUGAAAAUGAGGAAACCGAAUCCACUGCACAACAGUAUCUAGACUACAUAAAAGAUGCAUCUAAUGUAAAAACAUAUUUUAAGAAGGGGGUUCGUGACGCGGUAAUAGUAACUGCUAAAGUAAAUGAAAUUUGGAAAAGUGAAGAGGCUGAUAUCUAUAACAACUACACACUAUUUCGCUACAUGGGAACGAGGAAUGGUGUAUAUCGUCAGUUACCUGGGAUUACGAUGAAUAAACUACAUGACACUACAGCAAGACCCUGGUACGAAGUAGCUAAAAACAAUGUAGAUAAACUCGUGUUGUCACUGCCGUACACAGACGAGAAUGGGGCUGGUGAGGUUAUAGCAAUGAGCAAAGCAAUCACUAAAAAUAUAAGUUCAACUGCUACGUCAUCAAACGUUCUAGCUGUUAUGGGAAUGGAUUUCACCAUGACAUAUUUCUAUAAAUUAUUGAUCAAGCACUAUCCGGAAUGUGGAGAGUCCAAAACCAGUGACGAUGAACCAAUUUGCCUACCACAAAGACCAUUGAUAUCUCCUAUAUUUAAAAAUACCGAUGUCAAUACGGGUUUAGAUAAAUGCUAUUACGCUAACUGCGACGACAAACAAUCUUCAAGAGUAAACAUGCGAUCUGUGAUGAUUUUUGCUUUAUUAUUCUUACUGGUCAUCGAUAUUAGUGGUGUAGAACAGCAACUGAAAGAAUGGGACAAGCAAUUUGAAAACAAUAAUGACAAUGGUGGACCACUCAGUAGUACAGUAGUUCAAAGCAUCCACGAAUUAGUUAAGAUAAUGCCAUCUGUUGUUAUGUGUUGA